Hypoxylon fragiforme is the source of this 993-nucleotide messenger RNA. RefSeq names its product P-loop containing nucleoside triphosphate hydrolase protein. Gene Ontology annotation, cellular component: membrane. Gene Ontology annotation, molecular function: ATP hydrolysis activity; ATPase-coupled transmembrane transporter activity; ATP binding. The coding region runs from base 1 to 993 and encodes 330 amino acids. Gene Ontology annotation, biological process: transmembrane transport. The transcript is spliced from 6 exons. NCBI's taxonomy places the organism in Eukaryota, Fungi, Ascomycota, Sordariomycetes, Xylariales, Hypoxylaceae. The record is from RefSeq and is a predicted model, not a curated record.
AUGUCAGUAGGAAGUAGUGCUUCUGACGGUUCUAGUUUAGCCCACGACCUUGCUGGCGCAGACCAGAUCGUCAUUCUUGAUAAAGACGGCCGUAUUGCUCGCUGUGAUAACGAGAACAUCGACCUUGUAGAGGAAGGAUACGUUCCACCUGCCGUUCAAGCUGCUCCUGAAAAAUUAGAAAAGCGUGACUUGGAGCGACAAGCCGGUGAUAUCAGUUUGUACAAGUUCUACUUCCAGUCUGUGAGCCCAAUUAUGGCAGUGUGUUGGUUAGGCCUUGCGGUCAUCUACAUUAGCCUAGGCAGAGCUCCCCAGUUGUGGUUACGCUUUUGGUCAGAGGACGGAAUGAGCCAGAACCCAGGGAACGGAAAGAACGUGGUCCUUCAUAAUAUAUCGUUAAAGGUGCAAAAAGGACAACGUGUUGGCAUCUGUGGCCGUACCGGCUGCGGGAAAUCAUCCCUCAUUCUCGCGAUUCUCGGCCUCCUAGAAAUAAAAUCCGGCUCGAUCAAAGUAGACAACAUCAACAUCGCGAACGUUUCCUGCGAGCUUGCUAGGGUGAAAAUAGCCACGCUCCCCCAAGACCCCGUAGCGCUGCCUGGCACCGUGCGCCAAAACCUCGUCCCAGACGCCAGCUCAGCCAGCGAUGAGACUCUCGUGCGCAUACUGAGGAAAUUGGAGAUAUGGAGCCUGGUGGAAGAGCUUGGCGGCUUGAGCGUCGACUUGAGCGAUCUGAAGCUGUUGAGAGGCCAGCAGCAGCUGUUCUGCCCCACACGGGAAGCCGCGGCAAAGUUCCAGGCCAUCGUUGAUGACCAGCUCGGAGACUGCGCGGUGCUCGCUGCGGUGCACAGGCUUGAGAUGGUGCUUGGUUGGGAUUUGGUAAUUGUUAUGGAUGGUGGCAGGAUUGUUGAGGUUGGGGUGCCUGAGAAACUCGCGAGUGAAAACGGUUCUGUGUUUAAAGGCUUAUGGGAUAGUCAACAUGGCGGGUGGUCCGGGUGA